AUGUCUUUCUUUUUGAAACGUGCCAUAGGUGCAAACUGUCACCUCGGACGCGUGAUAUUAAAUAACACGAAAGUGCCAACUGUGCAACGAGUCGCAACAAAGACCGAUCAAGGCACACCUCAAGUUGAAACCAGACCAACAGUAGCUAAAAUUGACCCCUUGCGAAAAGCUCAGCUUAUAGAUUUUGGCAAAUAUAUCGCAGAAUGCUUGCCUAAGUAUGUUCAAAAAGUACAACUUACUGCUGGCAAUGAAUUGGAAGUACUCAUACCUCCUGAUGCUGUUAUUCCAAUUUUACAGUUUAUGAAAGACCACCAUAAUGCUCAAUUUGCAAGCCUUGUCGACAUUGCAGGCAUGGAUGUACCAUCUCGACCUAAUAGAUUUGAGAUUAUUUAUAAUUUGUUAUCCCUUCGUUAUAAUGCUAGAAUCCGUGUCAAGACUUACACAGAUGAAUUAACACCUAUCGACUCAGCAUGUGAAGUAUUUAAAGCUGCCAACUGGUAUGAAAGAGAAAUAUGGGAUAUGUAUGGGGUCUUUUUUGCGAAUCAUCCUGACUUAAGAAGAAUUUUGACAGACUAUGGAUUUGAAGGCCAUCCAUUUAGAAAAGAUUUUCCACUUAGCGGCUAUGUUGAAGUUCGUUAUGAUGAUGAGCAAAAGCGUGUUGUAGUUGAACCACUAGAACUGGCACAGGAGUUCAGACGUUUUGAACUUAGUGCCCCAUGGGAACAGUUUCCCAACUUUAGGGGAAAUCCUGCAUCAGAAGAAGUUACGAAUGCCACUGAAACUAAAAAAGAGUAA
Messenger RNA from Parnassius mnemosyne (clouded apollo), 795 nucleotides. NCBI's taxonomy places the organism in Eukaryota, Metazoa, Arthropoda, Insecta, Lepidoptera, Papilionidae. The record is from the annotation of a GenBank genome assembly.